CGUGCACGCCGCUACGCGCGGCAACACUACAUCACGUCGUACGCAUUGCAUCAGCUGGCCGCGGUCGCUGUCGCGAUCGCGCAGCUUGCCUGUCAUUCGUGGCGAGCGAGAAUAGUCCGGCCGAAAAAGUUUCGGAGGACGGAGGCGCGCGCGCGGCGCGCGAUGUGAGGCAGGUAGUGCAGGUACGCGACGGUCGAGGAGAGGACGCCUGCAGUCAUCGUCGCGUCGCGUCGCGCUGCGCUGCACCGUGUCGCGUCGCGUCGCGUUGCAUCGCAUUGCGUAGCGUCCCGUCGCGUCGCGUACCUAGCGUAGCGUUGCGGCGGAACAGUCCGAGUAAACGCGCGUACUCGCGCGAGAUAACGCCAGGGGUUUCGAUAGGCGGCCGCCGCGAGCCGAGACUCGCGUUUAAAGAUGACCGUUGGACGCUAACUCGAUAAUUCGCGGAAGAGGCGAGAAUCGCCUUCCUCACUGUUUGUGUGUGUGUGUUUGCUCUCUUCUCUUGCUCUUCCUUCUUCUUUGUACUCGGCAUGCCUCGCGCUCUCUUUUGCGCUCGUACAAAGUUCAUGUCUGCCGGUACGUACAUGACGCAGAGACGAUAGCGCGAGGGUGACAAGUCCACGAUAAGAGUUGCGUCUGUCGUAUUACCGUGAGCGCGGCCCACGCGCAACGACGACGUCAAUUUAUCGCUGUCUGAGCUCGUGAGCUCGAGUGUGCCCGACAGACCCAGGCUCCUUCGACAGCGGACGGUUCAACGGGAUGUCCCAUCUGUGCGAGGUCGAUCCGUUCAGUGAGACGCCGAUGGAGAUGCUUGUCGAACAGGAGUCUUGCGAAGGUAAUGAUGAAGCGACAGUCCAAGUGGAAGACAGUCCAAAGAACAAUGUAGAAAUUAACAUUGCGAGUGAAGCUUAUGCUGAGCCUUUGAUCCCGGAGGAAGUACAGUGGUUUUACAAAGACGGCGUUGACAAGAGGUGGAACGAGUUCUGUGGGUACGACAGUUUGAGAAUCGAGAAAAUUUAUCAGAAGCGUCAGAGUUUAAUUAGCGAGAGUAAUGACGGGACGAACGGCCUGCCGCCCGCUGAGAAAAUUGUAGUCAGAGGCGGCAUGUACGAUGUCGAGAUCGAUAAUAUGAAAUGCGUUUCGAUAUACUGGCCAGGUGAGGAGUGGGAAAUUAUGAGAGGUACAUGGUAUUACGAUGGCAGUUGGAUACCGUUGGAAACGGAACAUUCCAAAGUAAUAGAAGAGGUGCAUCUUAAAUUAUUUCAAAAGGAAAGUACUGAUCAAAGUAUUACUACUACGUGCGAUACAAAUAUUCCUCAAUCCUAUAAAGUGUUACAUACUGAGCAGUUCUCUGAAUUUCACGUCGACUGGCAUUCGAUUAACGAUGUAACACUAUAUAGUGAAUAUACUCCUACCAAGUUAAUGCGUAGCGUUACGUCAAAAUUGGGUUUUGCUAAAACAACAGGCUACCGAUUAAAAAGGGGAUAUAAAGCGCGUACGAGUAUGGAGGAUAAGCCGCGUGAUAUUGACCAUCUAGUAUUUGUUGUUCACGGAAUAGGACAAAAGCGAGAUACUGGAAAGAUUAUACGCAACACCACAUGUUUCAGAGAUUGCGUGGAUUGGCUUAAGCAGAAAUAUUUUCCAAAUUCUAAACACAGAGAGGAAUUCUUCCCAGUUGAAUGGCGGUCAUCAUUAAAGUUGGAUGGAGAUAUAGUAGACGCAAUUACACCUUAUAGUGUACUGAGCAUACGUCACUUACUAAAUGCAUCGGCAAUGGAUAUUUUGUACUAUACAAGUCCUCUAUAUGGUGCUGAGGUCCGAGCUGGUUUGCAAAAGGAGCUGAAUAGAUUGUACUUUAUGUUUGCGAGUCGACAUCCUGGUUGGCAAGGAAAGGUCUCGAUUUUAGCGCACUCCCUAGGAUGUGUGAUUGUAUAUGACAUAGUUACAGGCUGGAUAGGACCUGAUACACAGCUGCCAUGUCCACAGGCUCAAGAAGUCUUAUCUCAAGGACUACAAUUUCCCAUUGAGAACUUGUUUUGCCUGGGUUCGCCGUUGUCUGUGUUCUUGGCACUGCGUACACGUACUCCAUCGAACAGACUAGACAUGAUGCCACAAGGUUUAUGCAAUAGAUUCUACAAUAUAUUUCACUGGUCCGAUCCGGUGGCAUACAGAAUGGAACCGCUUUUGGAAAGAGGUUACAGUAAAAUCGAGCCAGUUUUGAUACCACCAUAUGGAGGAGUUGAUGGUCAACAAAUGCCACAGUCGCCUUCAUCGCUGAACAACGUGGAUCCAACUCUACCGCCUACGGAAAAUGAUGAUAAAGAUGAUAGUCCAGUAGAUAGUCCGCCCAAUCGUAAUGCAGAAAAGGGCUGGAGCCUUUGGGACUUAGUGCGAGGUGGUUGGAACGUUAGAGAAGGUCCAUCUUCGCCGACACCAGACUCAAAUCCACCAAUCCGUCCAGGACAAGAAUUAGCGCAACGAUUGGAUUACGUGCUACGUGCCGUUGGUUUAGGAAGGAAUUAUUUAUACACCGUAACAGCACAUACGGCAUAUUGGAAUAACUACGAUGUGGCCUAUUUCGUAUUAACGAGACUCUUCCCAACGUUAGAAACAUGACGGCAGUUUAGCGCAGAAUUCCAACAAAUUUUACUAAAAUGCUCUAGUCGAUUGUAGGCCUUCUCUAGAAUGUGAUAUUGCAAACGGGCCUAUCACCAAAACAAUCUGUGAUAACGGAAAAACGAUACAAUAAUGUUGCAAAGUCUAUGGAAAUCGAUCAUUUUAUAUCGUUCGUAUAAUUUGGUAAUCGCUCUGCAUCGAGUUACACGAGACGAACGUUUGUCUUUGCUCGUUUUGGAAAGUAACUUGUUUGUACUAAACAUUAGGUAAUCGACAUUUGUAUGUAGUAUAAUAAACUCUGUAUUAUAGAGAGUCCCUAUGAUACAGAGCUUUCGAUUAGAUACGUGUUUUAAGAUUCACGUGUACACGUAAUCCGUGUACAAGGACUUAAGAUACCUUUAUUCACGUGUACCUAUGUACGUGACACGUGUGCACGUAUAAUCGUGUAUGUGACACGUGUAUUCGAAUAUUCGUGUAUGUGACACGUGUACCCGAAUAUCCGUAUAUGUGUGAUACAUGUAAACGUGUGCAACUAUUUAUCAAAAUUUGUUGUUGUUCGACAUAUAAUAUGUAUACGCAUAAUUCCAACAUUCCAAGUUUUAUCCAGAUUUUGUCACAUAAUUCUCUAAAUAUUUCUCUAUUGAGGUAUACACGGCUACACAUUUACAUGUCACGUUCACGGAUAUUCGUGAACACGUGUCACGCAUUCACGUGUUCACGGAUUCACGUAAAUGUCGUAAAUAAAGAUUCUUUAAAUUCGUGUACACGGGUUAAAACAUGAAUAAGUUAAAUACACGGGUUAUACGUGUAGUCUAGUACAUGUGUACUAGGAAGCUCUAAUAGGAACGCAUGGAAGAAAAUUACAAGUUUUAUGAAUUAUGUUACCACCUGAUAGAUAUAGUUUAUGAAUAUGCGAGAUAUUUAUUAAGUGUGAUACUUUAUAAACUUUCUAUAAUUUGUUAUGACACGAUAUUUGUUUUCGAAUAGUUUAUACAUUAGUUCGAUAACUAAUAUUUUUCCGUUGAUUGCCUUUGUUAUGUAUAUUGCCAUGUAUAAAAAUAAUAUAUUUUAAGAUUAGUGCCAGACGUGUUAAAUAUGUUAUUAAUCUUACAUUGAAGUGAAGUAAGAUAUGUAAUGCUUGCGAAUUUUUCUUACAUAUACCUACCGAUUGUUAAUCAAUUUACAGGUGUACAUUAACAAAUUAUCUAAUGUAGAAGUAUUCGAAUAAUGCAAAAACAUGAGACACCAUACAUCAGAUCAUAGAUUUUAAAUAUAUAACUUAUUAAGAUAUGCUAUACAAGUAUACUGCUAUAGUUUUAUAUCUCUCUGAGUUUAUAAUCUUUGAAAUAAUUUGAGUUUAUAAUCUUUGAAAUAAAGCAUUAAAUUCAUAUUGUA
Molecule: messenger RNA, 4008 nt
Organism: Vollenhovia emeryi
Lineage: Eukaryota; Metazoa; Arthropoda; Insecta; Hymenoptera; Formicidae
Product: phospholipase DDHD1-like
Exons: 10
Coding region: 757-2613 (618 amino acids)
Cellular component (GO): cytoplasm
Molecular function (GO): metal ion binding; glycerophospholipase activity
Source: RefSeq, a predicted model, not a curated record